UGCACAUGCGCAGUUCUCUAGCUCUCCAGUUUUGGACGCGCGAGUUUAUCUUAUCUUCACGGCUCUUUGCAAUCUUGCUGCAGCAUUAAAGUCACCGUUUGUGGGAUUUAUGGAAAUAGACUGAUCAACGCACCAGAUGCAAUGGCCUAAAGGCUUGCGAAUCAAACAAUAUGCUGAUGUAAGCCUGUGUGUAAAGGAAGCUCGAGGUGUCGUAGCUGUGCUACGUGCUAAUGUUAUGGGACAGAACUGCAGGGAACGCCGCCGCCCGUGAUUGACUGCCGACUUGGAACAUUCCGUUAUAAAUGUAAUAAGUGGCUAUACAGCUGAUGACAUCACGCACUAAUAACAUCUGACAGUAAAUUUGAGACUUGGGUCUUGAAAAUGGCCGGUUUUACAGAUCUGCGGGAGAAGCUGAAGUCGAUGACACCACACAGGGACAAAGUUUUCGAGCACAGCAAUGGCGAGAAACGCAAGUACCGUGAGUCGGAUGAUGACGAGAGUGGUGAGUAUGAGGAGCGGCGGGAAGCGGAGGCCCGCAAAGUGAAGAGUGGCAUAAAGCAAGCAAGUAUCUUCACGGCAGAGGAAUGUGCUCAGAUUGAGGCGAAGAUCGACGAAGUGGUUGCCAAGGCAGACAAGGGGCUUUACCGGGAGCACACAGUGGACCGGGCGCCCCUGCGGAACAAGUACUUCUUCGGGGAGGGCUACACGUACGGCUCGCAGCUGGAGAAGCGCGGCCCUGGCCAGGAGCGCUUGUACUCCAAAGGCGAGGUGGAUGAGAUCCCGGACUGGGUGUAUGAGAUGGUGAUCAAUCGUCUUGUCUCACAAAGUGUCAUACCGGAGGGCUUUGUUAAUAGCGCCGUGAUCAAUGACUACCAACCUGGGGGAUGCAUCGUGUCCCACGUUGAUCCCAUCCACAUCUUCGAGCGGCCAAUCGUGACGGUAUCAUUCUUUAGUGACAGCGCGCUCUGCUUCGGCUGCAAGUUCCAGUUCAAGCCUAUCCGCGUGUCCGAGCCAGUGCUUCACCUGCCUGUGAGGCGUGGCAGUGCCACUUUACUCAGUGGCUAUGCAGCUGAUGACAUCACACAUUGCAUUCGCCCACAGGAUAUUAAAGAGAGAAGAGCUGUCAUCAUUCUGAGAAAAACAAGACCGGAUGCCCCUCGUUUGGACUCAAAUUCACUGAACCCUUCCAUCCAUUCUUCUGAGAGACGACACAUACUCAAAGCCAAACGCUCACACAGGAAGGCUGACCCCGAUGCUGCACACAGGCCUCGUGUAUUAGAGAUGGACAAAGAGCUGCAGAGGCGUUCCCUAUCCUCACGACAGAGACGACACGGUGACGCCAGUUCAGAAAACUCCUGGAGGAGAGCCGAAGAGAGAGAUCCAGGCUCACGCUACACACACUCGCAUCACAAACAUGACCACACCCCUGCACGACGAGUCAAAAUGAGACGUCACUGAAGCACUCGCAGUCAGAACUCAACAGUUAUCCCCUCCGACACAUUUAAAGUUGCUUUGGGGAUUGAAAGCGAUUGGAGUGACUCAGUUAAAGAGAUGCUUCCAGUGUGGGUGGUCUCAAAGACAUUAUAUGGAGGCUGCAGGACGUUGUGCUUUACCAUCUAUCUAUUCAGACAAAAUUUAAAAAAUGCUACUUUAAGAUCCACUAUAUUUUGUUGUGUGUUUAAAAGAAGUGUAAUGGAAUAAGUGGAAUAAAAGACAUCUAAACCAAAUAGUGGAGUUCAAUCACAGUUUACCAAUAGCCAAUUCUUAAAGGAAUAGCUUACCUGAAAAUCAAGUUUACAUACGCUACUGAAUAAUUUUUAGGCUUCUCUGACUUAGCAGGUUGGUUUAAAGCACAAAGCUCAAAUAACACUAUUAAAUAAAAAUUGUGUAAAUUUGUUGAUUUUCUCAAAGAUAGAUUUAUGAACUGCUCUUUUGAGUUAAAAUGGGUGAAAAGGGGAAUUUUUGCUUUGAGUUGAUUCCGUUCUGUCAUUCAGUGCAUAACAUACUAGUACCUUUCUGGUGCAGGCCAGCAAAUCAUUUUAGGCAUCACUAGUGACAAACCUUAAAAGCCAUGCAAUCAAAAGCAAGAGGCAAUGUAAAAAUGCAAAUUAAUUUUAUAAUUUUAUCGCAUAACAGAUCUGAUGGAAAACAUAAGAACCCCUUAACAACGUAUAUUAGCCACUACUUGCCCAUUGCUAUAAAAUUCAUGGAAUUGUCAUGGUAAUUGGUGUUUUGAUGGAGUUGAUCUUUGGUUUUAUUAUUUCUGCAGAAAACAGUGUUUAAAAAAAAAAAAAAAUCAGUAAUGCAAACUUUACAGCUGUCAUUCAAAACCUGUAUAUGGCCAUCAUAAUGGCAACAUAUGCUUUAUUUAUUCUGCUCAUAUAUUGUUUCUAAGGUUGAAAUGAAGUGAAUAUAGAUUGUGUUUUUCCAUCUUCCAUUAGGAUAAUAGGUUUAUAAGAAAAUGUAGCAGACUACAUGCAGCAUUUUCCUAUUAUCCACGUAAAUAUACAGUCUGCAGUUUAUAAAGGUUUUCACUUUAAUGACAUGAAUAUUUUUGUAUUAAAGAUUUAUAGCCCUGAAAAAUAUGGGGCGCAGUUUGUUCAAAUAGACUGCAUAAAGUAUUUAAAGAGAUGUUCUGUUCUCACUUUGGAAAAAUUUUUUUCUAGUUUUAAGAAAAUGUAGUUCAUGCACAUCUGUUGUGUUGUUUUGUUAUAACUUUAAUACCAAAAAUCUCACCCAAAAUUCACCUUACUUUAAAUGAUUCAUUACUGUGUGACAUUUCAGUUUGCUUUAGUUUCUUGUCCAUUAAUAGGGGGUAUGAAUAUCCUACAAUUAGCAGUCAUUUCCCCACACAAGUUUAUUUUUUAAUAUUUAUUUAGCUUCCCAUCUGAUUUUAAUAAAUUAUACCCUGCACUGUUUGAUUCAGAUUGAAAAUAAAUCAAAAAAUGUUA
Molecule: messenger RNA, 2951 nt
Organism: Myxocyprinus asiaticus (Chinese sucker)
Lineage: Eukaryota; Metazoa; Chordata; Actinopteri; Cypriniformes; Catostomidae
Gene: alkbh5
Product: alkB homolog 5, RNA demethylase
Exons: 5
Coding region: 382-1458 (358 amino acids)
Biological process (GO): mRNA export from nucleus; mRNA processing
Cellular component (GO): nucleus
Molecular function (GO): oxidative RNA demethylase activity
Source: RefSeq, a predicted model, not a curated record